This is a messenger RNA of Bicyclus anynana (squinting bush brown), 8784 nucleotides long. It is a transcript of the gene pyd, whose product is annotated as tight junction protein ZO-3. NCBI's taxonomy places the organism in Eukaryota, Metazoa, Arthropoda, Insecta, Lepidoptera, Nymphalidae. Bases 280 to 6894 code for a protein of 2204 amino acids. Gene Ontology annotation, cellular component: plasma membrane; bicellular tight junction. The record is from RefSeq and is a predicted model, not a curated record. The transcript has 27 exons. Gene Ontology annotation, biological process: cell-cell junction organization; cell-cell adhesion; protein localization to cell-cell junction. Gene Ontology annotation, molecular function: cell adhesion molecule binding.
GUGAUGGAUAAAAACCUAUAAAAUGGACACAAAAACUGUGUGAAGUUAUGCAAAAAUAAAUGCCAUAGAACAAUAGGAAAACAAUAAAAAAACAGCUUGAAAGAUCGCGACUAAAAUGCUAUAGGCAACAAAUGAAGAACAAUAGUUAAAAUUGUAUUGAGGUAUAAUUGAACUGAGGACUCAUUUACAAACCUGCAUUGGAGGAGGAAGUUUCCAUUUUGUAUAGUGCCUACGCUAUUUGAAAACCUGCUGGUCACUGGCCACUGGCCACUGGAAACAAUGCCAUCGGCGUUGGACAUCGAGCCGUUCAGCCAACCGGAGUGGAGCGAUUCCAGCGACUCGUCGGAUCCCGCUCCGUUGCCGCAGCUGACGUUGGGAUACUUCGUGCCAGUCAGGUGUAAAUGCGAUCGGAACUCGCGACACGUGUGUCGGAGAAGCAGAAGAGAAUCUCCCCGCUCUCGUCGUUCCGUGUCGCAAUGCUCCUGCAACAGCAUAUCCCGUCGCUCGUCGGCGGCCGCCUCCCCCAUGCCGCUGCCGCCGCUCAACAACACCAUGGAGAUGUACGUCGAGCCCGUCGUCGAAAACACAACAGAACGUAACUCCGGCUGGGAGACUCACAGGGUGCGGCUGAACCGCGUGCCGGGCUACGGGUUCGGUAUUGCCGUGUCGGGUGGAAGGGACAACCCGCACUUCGCCAGCGGGGACCCCUCCAUCGCCGUGUCGGACGUGCUGCGCGGAGGACCCGCCGAGGAUAAACUGCAAGUGAACGACAGGAUAGUAUCAGUGAACGGCGUGCCGCUAGAGAAUGUGGAGUACGCGCGCGCCGUGCAAGUGUUGCGCGAGUCGGGUGCCACGGUCUCGCUCGUGGUGCGACGCCGAGCACCAGCGCCGCCGCCCACCGCGCCCACGGCCAUCAAACUCGCGCUCACGAGGAACGGGAAGAAGGAAGACUUUGGUAUAGUACUAGGCUGUAAAAUCUACGUCAAAGAGUUAACAAUGAGGGCGAGAGAACAGUUUAACCAGGCGGGACAGGGUCUCUGCGAGGGUGACGUCAUCACCAGGAUAAACAACACGGCGGUCACUGACGCGAUGACCUUGAAGGAGGCGAGGAAGCUGGUGGAGUCCUGCAAGGAUCGCCUCAACUUGGUGAUAACGAGGGAACUGAUCAGGGAGGAGACUGUCACCAAUGGAAAUUACCAGAAUAAUUAUAGUAGUUUAGAAGCAACCCCUCACACAACGUUUCCCAACACCGGAGAAGCCAUGUCCAGCCCCUACUCCAGCAGCGGACAGAACCUCUACGUCGCCGCACCAGUCAGAGGCGCUGACAACAGACGAGGCCCUCCCUCACACGAAGAACACCCUCCCCGACCCCCUCCGCCUAGGAAUGAUGACUACUACAGCAGUCGAAGGCAACUAUAUGAAGAAGAUGGAAUGACAAAUCAAAGAAAUAAGCCUCCGAGCGAACCACGGUUAAUAAGUUUUCAAAAGGAAGGCUCGGUAGGGCUGCGGUUGUGUGGAGGCAACCGCUCGGGGGUGUUCGUGUCCGGGGUGCAGCCCACCAGCCCCGCCGCGCUGCAGGGCCUGCAGCCUGCUGACAAGAUACUUAAAGUGAACGACAUGGAGAUGAAGGGCGUGACGCGCGAGGAGGCGGUGCUGUUCCUGCUGAGCCUGCAGGAGCGGAUAGACCUCAUCGUGCAGCACUCGCCCGACGAGUACAACGCCGUCGCCAGCGGACAGAUGCCGGGAGACUCGUUCCACAUCAAGACGCACUUCCACUACACGGAGCCGACGGAGGGCGAGAUGUCGUUCCGCUGCGGCGACGUGUUCCACGUGAUGGACACACUGCACAACGGUACCGUCGGCGCCUGGCACGUCUACCGGAUAGGUCGGAACAACCAGGAAGUACAAAAAGGCACGAUACCAAACAAAGCCCGGGCCGAGGAGCUCGCCACGGCUCAGUUCAACGCUACCAAAAAAGAGAUGUCAGGGAACGACGUGAAGCACAACUUCUUCAGGCGGCGGCGGUCUACGCAUCGACGGAGCAAAAGUCUUGGAAAGGAACACUGGGACGAAGUCGUGCUAUCGGACAGCAUAAGCAAGUUCCCGGCGUACGAGCGAGUGGUGCUGAAGCAGCCCGGGUUCGUCCGCCCCGUCAUCGUGCUGGGCGCCGUGGCCGACAUAGCGCGAGAGAGGCUUCUGUCUGAGAGUCCGGACAAAUUCUCCUCACCCAAAAUGGACAGCACUCUCGAAGACAGCAAGUCCAAGUCCACCGGCAUCAUCCGCUUGUCCAGCAUCCGCAGCAUCAUGGAGCGCGGCAAGCACGCGCUGCUGGACAUCACGCCCAACGCGGUGGACAGGCUCAACUACGCGCAGUUCUACCCCAUCGUCAUCUUCCUGAAGGCGGAUAAUAAGCACAUCAUCAAACAACUUAGAAGCGGUUUACCAAAGUCAGCCCACAAAUCGUCCAAAAAGCUACUAGAGCAGUGCCAACACAUGGAGCGCGUGUGGGGACACGUGUUCACGCACACCAUCACCCUGAGCGAGGCCAACCAGAGCACGUGGUUCAGCAAACUGGGCGACCUCAUCCAGCGCACGCAGCAGCAGCAGCUGUGGGUGUCCGAGACUAAGAGGCCUGAGCCGCUGUCAGACGACUUUUUAUUCUCGCUGUCAUCGACCUCGGAGAAUAGACUGUCUUACGCGUCGAGUCCUGAAAGUGACUUGGAAGUGAGUCCGCCGCCAGCGCCGCGCCUCGUCAAGUCGUCGUCAGAUCCUUCGAUAGCGACCACUCAAGACAACAUGGACCGCGACGAUGAUAUGAAUCAUUUGGCCGACGCGGUGCCUCCGCCGUAUUCGCAAGGUGGUUACGACAGUAAAUAUGGCUUCGCGAAUGGCAACAGCACGCAGAGCAAUGGUCCCAGCCACAACCAGAAUAUUGCCAGCAACGAGGCACCGCCGUACCAAUGCAACCCCAUGACGCAUUCACCCCCAAAUUCACCACUAUAUGGAACAGUACCAGAGCUGCCCCCGCGCAGUCAGGCGGCGGUGACGCGCCCCGCGGGAGGGGUGCUGCUCCCCGCGCCCCCGCCCGCUAGACCGCACCACGGCCUCCGACAUAACCCUUCGAAUCGUCCAAGUGCCCAGGAGCGUCUGUUCGGGCCGCCCAAGGAGGGCAGCGAUGAGACGGCGACGUACAGCGCACGCCCGGUGCAAGGACAGGACUCGCUCGACAGGCAUCGACAUCCUAACAACCCGCAAAACUCGUACGACGGCGCGCCCAAUUACGAUUACACCGGCAACACGUCAAAUAGCAACUCCAUGGGCUCGUGCCGACUGCCGCCCAACGCACCCGACGACCUCAAAGUUGCUCCGCCCACCAUUAAGUUGGAUCUCCCCCCGCCUGCCAACCCCGCAGCGAUGCCUGGCCAGAGUCCGCAGCGGAACUCCAAUUCUCACGAACACAACUCUCUCGACUAUAACAGAACCCCUGAGAAUAAUUACAGACCAACAGACAAUUACCGCACUCCGCAAACCCGGCCACCGCCCAUGAACGGUAAUAGUCCGCAUGCGCAGAAUGCCCAUAACGCCCACAAUGCGCUCAACACCCACAACGCUCACAACGCCCACAACGCUCACAACGCUCACAACGUGCCCACAACGCCCAUGCACGCGAGAGGUCCUUCGUUACCCAACGUUCCAACUAACGACCACGCUAAAUACAGUGCGCGAACGAACUCGGCGUCGCAGGCGGACUACAGCGGGCGCGCGCCGCCCUACAAGCCGGUGCCGCCGCCCAAGCCUAAGCACUACCGGCCGCCCGACCAACCGCCGCCGCAGCCACUACACCCGCAGCAUCCGCAGCACCCGCACCAGCAGCAUCCGAGGAACGGGAGCAUGGAGGCAGUGGCGGGCGCGGGCGCCGGCGGGGUGGGGCCGGGCGCGGGGGGCGUGCACUACUCGCACGCGCACUCGCACUCGCAGCCGCACCGCCCGCCGCCGCACGCGCAUGUCUACCAUCAGCAAAGCAUGUACGGCGCGGCGGGCGCUCAGAUGGUGACGCAGUCGCCUCCGUACGCCGGCCCGCCCUCGCACCGCGCCAUCAACCUGCCGCACAACCCGCAUCUUAUCGAUUUAGCAGGAAGCCGGGAACAACGAGGAUCCGCAUUCGAGCUUUACAGAAAACCACAACACAUGCACAACUUAAGCUCCUCCGAUGCCAUGAACUCCAGUGUGGAGCCGGACGAAACGUUCUCACCAAAAACUAAAAAGAAACUAUCCAAAAAACCAUCGUUCAUUAAAAACGCCGUCCUCGAUUUGUUCCGUUCGAAAUCGAAAAAUUCACAAAAAGUAUCUCGGCAGAAGUCACUGUGCGAGAGUGACUUGCAACAGAGAUACCAUCAGCAAGCGCCGAUGCUGAGACGAGAGAAGUCAGACCUCGGGGAUCUGACCGUGCACAUGAGGAAUACGCAAAUAAGAAAUCAAAUGUUGCAACGCAGCAACUCAUCCUCAUGCGAAAAACCAGUCUUGAAACCUAUCCUUAAACGACAGAGUUCGUUCUGUGACGACAGGAACGGCUCUAUAUGUACGAUAAGAGAUUACGACGCCAAGCCAGUUAUGAAAAACUUAAGAAGACAAAACUCUAUGUGCGAAAUAGAAACAGAACCUAAAGUUACCCCGUUGCUCCGUAGGCAGAACUCUCUAAUAGAAUAUAAUAGGAGAGGAGUUUACGGCCAGAACUCCAGCUUUAAUAUGAUUACCAAAAUAGAUCCCAUCUACCAAAGACAGCAACAAAUAAAACAUGAACCUUUUUAUCCUACUCAACCACUACCUCCAGAACCGAUGUACCAAAGCAAAGAACAUAUUGUAUAUGAUCCUAUUCCUAAGCCGAGAAGAACUUACACUUCUCUUUAUGAUACCUCCAGUGAGAACCCUUAUGCUAGUAGAUCAGAAAUGUCAAAUCAGAGCUUUGAAAGUCCAUACGGAAAUCGAGAAACGUUACCAAUGCCAUUAUUAGAUCCGCCAUAUGCAACAAGAGCUGAAUGCAUAAUGGACGACCCGUAUGCGACAAAAAAUGAAUUAAUGGAAAAUCCUUACACUAUGAAACAUGACGUAACGAGAAAAAACGAACCUCUGUAUAGUGAACUACCCUACGCUAGUAAAGAACAAAUGUUAAGACAAAGAAUGACUUCUGAAAGUCCUUAUGCAACAAAAGAAGAUAUGUUGCGUCAAAGAUUUUCAGAGUCUCCUUAUAACACAAAGGAAGAAAUGCUUAAACAAAGAAUGGAUGGUACAUUUACUUGCAAAGAACCAAUUUACGGUAAACGAACUUAUGAACCACCACCGAGUACGUCUUGGUCUGAAAAUCCUUAUGCAGUUCGACCAGAUCGAAGGCUACAGACACCAGUGAAUUAUCCAGGGAGAAUAUCACCUAUGACAAAAAGCAUGAGUGAACCACCCUAUGCUACUCGAUUAGAAAUGAUUGGAAGAAUAAACCAAACAGAAUCACCAUACUCUACUCGAGCUGAAGUGAAAUCCAGCUGUUCUGACAAUAAUUAUAGCACUAGAAAUGAUUUAUUUGACUUUCCACAACAUAUAAGACCUGCUUCAGCAGAAUGUACAUAUGUUUCAAAACAAGAAAUUUUAUCGCAAAAAGCUGCAUUAUUGGCAAAUAAAGAGUUAAUUUAUGGAACUAAAUUGGAAGAUAAAUUAGAAUUAAUUAAACAAAGAAAUCAAGCUAAAAAAGAAAAGAUUUAUCAGACUAGACUUGAAGCAAAUGAAAGCGAUUCCAUGAAAAGUAGAGAACCCUUGUAUGUCUCUAAGAGAGAAUUGAAAGACAGUGUCAUAUAUGAGUCUCACCAGGAGGCAAAAAACGUACCAUUACCUGUAAGCCAUGAAAGCAGUGCAAGAAAUAGCCCGUAUGAGUUAAGUGACGCUAAUCAUUUAGUGCGACGCGAUCCAAUCUAUCAAACAAAAGUGGAGGCGCAAAACGGUGAAAUUGAUGCUUUCCAAGAGAUAGAUUUCUCCAAAUUAAGGUUGACAGAAUCUAAAACUGACGCGGAGAAAGAAAAAUCAUUAAACACAGAAAAUAAAAUUUUAAAAGGAGAACCUCAAUAUGCUCCAAGAUUACACGGUAAAGCUAUUGGACAUAUUUCUAAUGCACUAAAAGUUACUUCAUCACCUGUGCCUUACGAAUCUACAACAUCUAUGGAGACUCAUUAUGCCUCAGAAUGUAGUAUGAAUUUUGAGAACAAACCACAAAGUACUCCAUACACAUCACAAGACUUACUUGAACGUGCUUCUAAGACUAAUCGUACAGUAACUUUUUGUGAACAAAUUCCAGAGAAUCCAGAUAGUCAGGAAAAUUCAGAUAACAUUUCAUCUAGUAGGAACGAAACUACUGUAUUAAGUAACGACAAAACUGUUGUCAAUGCUGAGACGUCAGAUGUGAUUAAUACCGCCAAUAGUACGGCAGAAGUUGAACCAGAUGGCCCUCAAACAACUUGGGGCAUAUUCGACAGUGAAGGUGGCGUGUUAGAGGACAGGCAUUGGGGCGUAUCACUUAUCAUUCCCCCAAAAGCUAUAGCUCCGGGGAUCAAGCAAAAAAUCUAUUUUACCGUGUCCGAUCCACGACUGAGCCAGCGAGUGGGGGGACCACCCAUCGAUAUGGAUAACGGUGAAGCGAUGCUGUCCCCACUAGUGAUGUGCGGUCCUCAGGGUCUGGUGUUCCUCAAACCGGUCACCCUUCGGUUGCCGCACUGUGCCAACGCCGUCCCAUCCCUAGGCCUGACCAUAAAGGCGACGGACACCGAGGCACACCUUAGCACUGACUGGGAUCAAAUACACUUGCCCGCUACUACAACACUCAACACCGUUGCAGUGAAAGUCGACCAUUUUUGAUUGUCAAAAAAUACAUUCCUGUGAAUUUAUCAAAUAUGAUUUAAUGAAAUUAACGAAAAAUGUAAAAUUAAUUAGGGAUCCAUCUUGUGCUUGGGGGUAAUAACGAAUUAAAUGAAUAUUCCAAAAAUUAUAUCUGCUAAACCAGCCAAUAUUUUUUGUUGUCGCGAUUAUAUCGCAUUUUAUUUUUCUUUUUAACAGACGUGUACCUAAUGUACGUAGGUAAAGGCAAAAAUAUAAUGUGUUAUAUAAAUGGAAUAAAAAAAAGAAAUUUUACGGAUAUAUCCUUUUUCGUAAUUACUCCAAAGUACCUAAGAAAAAUACUAAAUGCAUUGAUACAAACCUAAAAAGGCUAUAAUUUCCUGAUUACUGUGACAAAAGAAUACGAAUCACAAAAAAAAAAAAACAAUUUAUGCAGAGACUCGUUCUUGAUUACAAUUUUGGUGUAAUUGCAUUGUUUAUAAAAAGAUAAAUAUUUAUCAUUGUUCCCAGUUUAUACCAGUGAAGAAGUUUUUUUGGUUAUAGGUUGGUUGGUUCCGUCGCCUACAUCUUAGUAGUAUUGAGGUUACUACAAGAUUAAAAUUAUAUUUUCUUAAAUUUACUAUACCUAUGUUUCAUUACGAUUAGGUAAAUCCUACGUAUACCUAUUACCGUCAAAUUCUAUGGCCGUUGGAUGCUCAUAACUUUACACAACAAUGAAGUGUGUAACGGUCAAAAAAAUUGACGCGGAAUAUUAUUAUUAAUAGAAGAAAAUAACCAAGGAUUUUUUGAUUGAUAUUCUCAAAACACCCACCUUAUUUUAAUAGGAUCAUUAUAUUAAUGCAAGUAUGUGGUGCUAGAUUGUAAUAACUAUUGAAAAAUAAUGUAGGAAUCAUGCAUAUCGAUAAACUCCUGCAGGGUUAUUAUGUAAUUUGGUGUACCAUUCAAGAAAUCAGUCACUACAUCGUUUUUCAUCGUAUUUUCGUUUUUGCAAUCAUUUAACAUUGUGUUUUCAACGAAAUAAUCUUAACUACAUAAUUUUACAUUAAGUGGUAAUGUUUCUACGAUCAUCUAACGAAAUUAUUUCACCGAAAUUACGUAUAUACCAGUUUUUUGUUAAAAUAACUUUACUAACUGCUGCUAAAAUAUACUACUAUACUAAUGUUACUUUACGUAAAAUUAUGAUAAUUGUGUAAUUUCGUUGAAAACACAAAGUUAGAACUUAGAUGAUUGCAAAAACGAAAAUCAUUGAAAACCGAUCUAUAGUGACUGAUUACUAGAAUGGUACACCGAGUUACAUAAUAACUCUGAUAAUUUCUUGUACAAUUUCUAAAUGUAUCUCUCAGUUUAAAAGGUAUGCUAUCCUUUUUAUCAGCCUCAUUGUAGAAAAGGAUGCCAGCAAUGAGUUGACAUUUAUGGAUAGUUUAGAAAAUGUGCAAACGUAAUAGCAACAUGGAGUCAUUAUUUUAUGCUAAUAAAUGAUACUAACAAUUGUUUCAAUGACUUAAAAAAAUUGUCUUACCGUAAUGUAGUACUAAUAAAUAAUUUAGGUUCCAUAAUGUUCAUAUAUUUAAUGUUUAUUACCCUUUAAGUUAACCUUUGAACAUUUUAUUGUUUCUAGACGGAGUUUUAAGCACAGACUAAAAAUAUAUUUUGUAAUUGGCUUCCGUAGAUUAAUAAGAAUGGAAUUGAAGUGAUCGAUUAUUGCAUUAUUAUUGUUUUUUUUGAUAGAGAAAAAAAGCAAAAUGUAAUGUUACUUUUAAUUUUAUAAGUUCGGCCUUACCGGCUUAGUCAUAUACCUAUGUUAUACGUAGAUAUAAGUACGUAAGCGGACGACACUGUAUGUAUAUUUUAUUGUUACUAGUGAUACGCUGGUUUUACCUUGACUCGAUUAUUAAAUUUUAUAUAUAAAAA